This is a messenger RNA of Didymodactylos carnosus, 3858 nucleotides long. The record is from the annotation of a GenBank genome assembly. Lineage: Eukaryota; Metazoa; Rotifera; Eurotatoria; Philodinida; Philodinidae.
AUGGUUGACAUAUUUAAAUCUGCUUUCGAUGCAUUUGGUUCACGUUUUAAUUCUGCACCGAAAAGCGAUUUUACCGGACAAAUUGUGGAUGUUGGUACAAUUCGAUUACGAAUUGGAAAUCAAAUCGCCGAAGGAGGCUAUGCACUUGUAUUUCUAGCUUAUGAUAUCAAAACAAAUAAGGAAUAUGCACUUAAACGUUUAUUUGCCGCCGAUGAUGCUGCGAAUAAAGUAAUUGCACAAGAAAUUGCAUUUUUGCAAAAAUUAAAAGGUCAUCCAAAUAUCGUUGGUUAUGUAGCUGCUGCCUCUAAUCAAGAUACUACAUUGCGACGAACAGAAUAUUUACUUUUGACUGAAUACUGUUCAGGCGGUCGAUUAUAUGAACGUACCGUAAAUCGUCAAAAACCAUUUGAUCCAGAACAGGUGAUUCAAAUAUUUUAUCAAAUAGCGCGAGCCGUACAACAUAUGCAUCAACAAUCACCACCGAUUAUUCAUAGAGAUUUAAAAGUUGAAAAUUGUUUAAUAUCGGCAUCUGGUUUCAUUCAACUAUGUGAUUUUGGCUCAGCUACAACAAAAACGUAUCAACCUGAUGAAACAUGGUCUACAAAGAAACGUGAAUAUGUUGAAGAUGAAAUGACAAAAGUAACAACGCCAAUGUAUCGUGCACCAGAAAUGUUAGACACUUAUUCAAAUUAUCCUAUCAAUGAACAAGUCGACAUUUGGGCAUUAGGUUGUUUAUUGUACUACAUUUGUUACAUUCAACAUCCAUUUGAAGAUUCAGCAAAAUUAAGAAUAUUGAAUGCUAAAUACACAAUACCGGCGACAGAUACAAAAUAUAUCGUGUUACAUGAUCUGAUAAAAAUGAUGUUACAAAUUGAUCCAAGACAACGUCCAACAAUUCAACAGCUCGUUGAGUCUAUAGAAGAUUUGGCUAUUGGUAACGAUAUUGGACUGAAUGAACCGUUGAAAUUUUUAUUUAUUAUGACGAACGAAUCAGUUUCAGCAACAUCACAAGCCCUACCUCAACAUUAUUCGAGUAAUUCAUUUGCAUCAAAUGUUUUUUCAUCGUCUGCUGUUAUCAACAGUUCGCCAUCGUCCGUAUCUUCAAAUCAAAAAACUACUUCCUCUCCUCCAUCUGCAUCUUCUAUUCAAACUCAAGCUCCAAAUCAAUUAUUAUCAUCGUUAAAAGGAACUGGAAAGUCAUGGAUGAAAAAUUUACUUGAUACAUCAUCAAAAGUUAUUACUGACGUGAAACAGUCAUUAGCCACUAAUGCACAAACGACUCGUGCCGGUGGUCAAUUUGAAGUUGAUCUUAGUUAUAUAACAUCACGUCUAAUUGUAAUGGCCACCCCUCGUGAGACUGUUGAUUUAGCUGGCAAACAAUCGGUUGAAUUAAUUCGUGAUUUUCUCGAUACAAAACAUCAGGAAAAUUAUCGACUUUAUUCUGUAGAAAAACGUCGAGUUAGCUACAGAAAAGAAGUAUUUCACGAUAGAGUUGUCGAAUAUACAUGUUUUGACGAUAAAUUGAGUCCAAAACUAUCGGAUUUAAUCAAGUUCUGCUAUCAUGUAACCAAUUAUCUCUUAGAAUUUCAAUCAAAUGUAGUCGUAUUACAUUGCGCUGAUGGUCGUAACCAAUCUGCACUAUGUUCAUGUGCUUUACUGGCGUAUCAUGGAGUAUUUUCAACGGUUGAUCAAUGUGUAAGAUAUUUUGAAACAAAAAGAUGUGCACAUCCAAUGUUAUCGUAUUCACAAAAAAGAUAUAUCCAGUAUUUUUGUGAUUUGUCACACGGUAUUAUCGAACGACCACAUUUAUUAGAUAUCAAUUUAAAAACAAUUAAUCUAUCACCUGUACCAACGUUCAAUAGGGAAAGAAAUGGUUGUCGUCCGUACGUUGAUAUUUAUAAUACUGAACAAAAGAAAAUCUUUUCUACAUAUCAAGAUCCAAGUCGAAUAAGAUUAUUUUCCACCACGGACGGUGUUUGUUUAUUACCAAUUGGUUUUACAUUUAAUGGUGACAUUUCCAUUCAUAUAUCACAUGCACCAGUGGGGAUAUCACUAUCAGCACAUGAUGGUGGUAUUCGUAUAUGUGAAUUAUCUUUGAAUUCUAAUUUUUGUUCAUCGAAUCAUGCUGAACUAUCAUAUUCAAGAUAUGAAUUAGAUGGUUGUGAUGCGACCGAGAAAUAUCCGCCAUCAUUUCGUGUUUCCUUAGAUACAUUAGGGGUGAAAAAACAGCAGCAGACAGAACAACAAGAUCAACAACUUCAAGAGUAUUUAGGGACUACAUAUAAAAAACCCAAUUGUUUAUUUCAAGAUAGAAAUGAAUACCAACAAACGAUCGAUGACUACGGUGAUUCACAUCCUGCGCACAUACCUAAUGAUGAGAGUACUAGUCAAGUUAUUUACCGUUCUCCAAAAUUAAACAUAAAUGAGGAACCAUCUUCUCCACACAGCAACAAAGGUUCACCGACAAUAACACAACAAGUACGCGCAUCGGUCUCACCCCAAUCGCCAGGUUCUUUUGUUAAUCCUCGACAUAGUGCACAGCCAUCAACACCUAGCGAAAUAUCAGGCAGCAGUGGUAUUGCCCAACGGCCAAAAUCAGCACAAAUUCACUCAUCAACAAUGACCAAUCCAUUUCAAACAAUGAAUACUAUAGAACAAAAACCACUAUUUGAGCCGGCUGUUGGCACCUUGCUGGAUUUCGAUCAACCUGCAUCUCAACCACUACCAUCAUCUGUCGAAAAUGAAACGAUUUCACCAUCUAUAUUUCCCGCAGCAGAGUUAGUAGAAUCACAACACAAACAAGAUAUUUUUGAACGCUCAGUAUCAUCAACGGUCUCUGAAUCAACAACGUCAGAUGAUGGUUUCGAUAUAUUUACUCUUAGCACUAGUUCUACAACAUCAUUACCCCCAAUACAAUCCGAACAAGUUCAAAAUGAACUACUUGGUUUCGAUUUUAGUGGAUUUAGUGGUAGUGGUGAAAAAUUAUCCACACCAAAUACGCCAACAAAUCAAAGACGCAAUAUUAAUCGUGUCCCAUCACCCAUGAAUGUACCAUUUGCAUCUGCCUCACUUCAGCAACCAACAUUAAGUCGUAAUGCUUCUUCAACAAAUUCAUUUUCAACUUUGCGAACAACACAAGAAACGGCAAAUCAGCAACAACGCUCAUCUUCAAAUCAACAAAUCAACCUUGAUAUAUAUGAUCCAUUUGCUUUCUUGAAUAUAACACAGUCACAAGCAAAAACAGCUAGUCAAGAUAAUAUGUUCUCACAGCAACAACAACAACAAACAAAACCGCAAAUGACAACGGGUAUAACAACAGCUAAAUCACAGCAACCACCAACUCCGGUAAGUGCCGAAAUACGCGGUCCAAAUUAUAAUAUCAAUAUGACGAAUACAUCAGCACAUCAGAAUGUUAAUAAAUCAUCUGCUCCACCAUCUCGUCCUCAACAAUCCACGAAUAUAGAUGACCUUGUUAAAGGUUUGGGUGGUAAAGAUUUUGGCGCAAAAAGUACUGUAGCAAGUAUUAAAGAAUUAAGAAACGUUGAUUUAACAAAAAAUAUUGAUCCAACAGUAUUAAGAGUUCGUGAGUGGACAGAAGGUAAAAAGAAGAAUAUUCGUGCACUACUGUGUUCACUGAAAGAUGUCGUAUGGGAAGAUUGUAAAUGGCAAGGAUGUCAAAUGCAUGAGUUAUUAACGCCAGAUCAAGUCAAAAAAGUUUAUAGAAAAGCCGUUAUCUAUAUACAUCCGGAUAAGUUGCAAGAUGAUCCAAAUAAAGAUUUAGCUCGUAUGAUAUUUGUUGAACUAAAUGAAGCAUGGGCUCAAUUUGAACAAGAAGGACAAAAGUCAUUAUUAUCUUGA